GAGCGCCAACGGUCCCCAAGUUCAGUACAUCAAAGCUAGGUCAAACCACGCGAUAGUGUCUGGCAGUAGCAUACUUAAACCACCUCGUGUGACCUAAUUACACACGUUCAAUAAGUGUCCUAAGACUGAAUAUUUUUUAAGUGAUAAUAUUUGUGAUAAUAGUUUAAGUUAAUCAAAGCAAAAAUGCCGGAACCCCACCAGGAAAUCCAAGUGGAACUAGAAGACGUAAGAGAAAUUAUCUCUCCCUCAAAAUUAAUGGAAACCAGGGACUCUAUAUCCUCCAUAGACUCAGAUGUCUCCUUAUCUUUCGAUAAGAAACAAGAAAACACCGAAGAUGAAGGCGCUCAUAUGGCAGACCUAAGCGACAGUGCCUCAGACACAGGCUCUAAUGGUGGCGGUAAAGAUUCCGGUUGUGAAGUUACCCCCGAAGUAUCGGAACCACCCUUCACACCCCCAUCGGAAGAGCUAUCGGACAAAAUUGUACAACAAGUAGAAUUCUACUUCUCGGACGCCAACAUUACUAAAGACGCUUUCCUACUCAAACACGUCAAAAGAAACAAAGAAGGAUACGUCUCCUUGAAGCUGAUUUCGAGCUUCAAACGCGUCAAACAUUUAACUAAAGAUUGGAGGGUGGUCGCGCACGCCUUAACCAGAUCCACGAAGCUGGAAAUCAACGAAGCCGGAACGAAGCUGAGAAGAUUACAAGCCCUCCCUCAGUACGAUGAAACUACCCCGUCCAGGACCGUCGUAGCUGUGCAUAUGCCUAUAGACAAACCUACUAUAGAAAACGUUGCUGAACUUUUCCGUUCUUGUGGUGAAAUAGCUCUAAUUCGUAUCCUUCGCCCCGGCAACCCCAUCCCGGCCGAUGUGCGUCAAUUUAUCAAUAAAAAUCCUUCUUUAGCAGGCAUGGUUUGCGCUUUGGUGGAAUUCGUCAAUUCCGAAUCAGCUAGAAAUGCUAUUCAGCUUCAAACUAGUUUAGGAGAACCGUUAAAAGUUUACGAAUUGAAUAACGUACCUCAUCCUGAAAGGAAAAAGAAAAACGUUAAUAAAAAGAACAAUAUCAACAGUGGCAGUAAUAAGAUGUUAUCGGAGUCCGAUUAUAUUUCGUCGUCUUGUCAAAGUGGGUCUGAAGCUGAGGAUUUGAAGAAAUUUGAUCCUAGAAGUAAAAUGCGACGUGGUUCGUCAGCUACACACUUCCCUUCCCGUUUUAUUGAACCUGCAGCUUGGCUUCAGAGACGAUUAAGUGCUUCUAGCACAGAAGCUAAUUUCCUUUACAUGCCGAGAAGAUUGUCUUCUGGAAGUAGAGACUCCAGCGAAUCGUCACUUUUUAUACCUCGCAGAAUGAGCGCGUGCAGCAUAUCCAGUAACGACAGUUUCGUCAGGAGAAUGUCAUCGUCUUCAGAGUACAGCAAUCCGAGAUCGAGAAGUAACAGUUCGGCCUUCCAAAAUAGCGAAAACGUGCUAAGGAUGCCAAAAGGUCCAGACGGAAGCAGAGGAUUUAGACAAAGGCUGCCAACUGUAGCUCAAUAAAAAGAUCGUAAUUCAGAUUUUGUACGAAUGAUGAAAAGAAUGUAAGCUAGCGUAAUGGAAGGUAUAGUGUUUUAAAAAAGUUUCAUUUGUGGGAAAAUGUCUAUAAUAUUGUUUAUUUUUCACUAUAUCUUUAAGUAUGAAUGUAAUCGAGUUAAGUUUUAAAAUACAAUUUUGAUUUAAAAAUUAUUCAUUGGUGCAUAUUAUUUUUAACAAAAAUAAUUUGCUGGUAAUAAAAUGGAAUUUUUUUUGGAAAUGUGAACACUAUAAAUAGAUAGUAAUCCAAGGUUUUUUUAAUACCUACUACUCGUAUAAGUAGGUAUAGGUAUGUAGGUAGAAUAAAUCAAAAUCAUGAACGCCUUGAUAUUUGUAGGAAACGUUAUAUAGUCUCGUUCUUCUUCCUGUAAAUGUGACCUUAAAUUUUUAAUUUCCGGUUCAUGCUAACCUUCAUUUGUAUUCAAAUGGUAAAUGUGUUGUGUCAGGUUAUGAACAAUUGUUUUAAAUACUACAUACUAUGAUUUUAUACCCAUGAAAUACAGUAGGUAGAUAAUUCUAUACUUAUCUCUUGAACAACAAUUUUUUUUUUUAUUAUUUAUCAACUGUCGAUCAAGUCUUAGGAUUUAUUUUUUACAAAACGGGCAUUAUCAUUGAACUGUUACCUCGAGGUCAGGAUACCUUUAAAAAUAAAAUAGAGUAAAAAAACGUGAUGAUUCAACAUAACGUAUAAUAUAUUUAUAAAAGAAAUAAAAUUGACCUUCAGUCGGGACUGCGAAUCUGAAUCGAGUUGCCAUUGACAAAAAAAAGCCUACUACGGUAAUAUAUGGAUAAAAUACUUGAACGUUACCUUGAAAUCGUAUGUAUAACGUUAAUUUUAUGUAAUUUAAAAUACCUAGGUAUACGUAUAUGUUCAGUUUGGUUCUGCUUUAUUAUUAUUGUGCUUUUAAUUAUUUUCAUUGGGCCAGCGGUUUUAAAUUUUGUUAUUUGCAGGAUAUACUGAACUGUCGAAAUUCUUCUUCUUUUUAUUAUUUGGUUUACUCCAGUGGGGUUAUUUUGGCAAAAUGAGAAUCACUGACAUAAAGAUAGUCACUCCUUUGUUCAUUUUGGAAUGAACUAAUUAUAAAAAAAUAAUUUUCUAAUGCAAUCAGCAUUUGGCACAUUACUAUUAUAAGUACGCCUGUUUGCAAAAUGUUUAUUAGAGUCCUUUGUAACUAGUUUUCCUUCCCAAAUGACAAAAAUUGACAAUGGCAGGGUUAGUAUAAUAAUAUAUACCUAAAAGAAAUCAAAACUAUCAUCUUCUGUGAGCGAUAAUAUAAUGGAUAAAAUAAGUGUUUUUUAAAAGCCGUUUACCAAAUUUACUUUGGCAAAAAUGUUUCUUUGCUGCAUUGACUAUUUUACGUAUAUCGAAAUAUAAAUUUUCUUUUUCCAAAUGCUCAUUAACGGUAUUUUGCAGUAUUAGAUAAUUAUUUGUUCCACAGAAAGAAUUAAAUACAAGAUGAACCAGAAUCCCAAGUAAAAAUUUGAAAAAUCUAAAAAUAGUGCCUCUUAAUAAUAUUAAAUUUAUUAUUUAUCCUUUUUCUAAUUGAAUACUGUACCAAAAAUAGUAACAGAUAUAAUCAUUUAUAUUUUUUUAAUAAAUUUAAAGCAAAAAAUUGCAGCUUUAAACAUUAAAAUCGUCCCAAAAUCAAGUCAAACUAAACGGUUUUGCAUAACACCGUUUGAGGUACGCCACUGAGCAAAACGUGAAUGCAUUCAGACUACGCGGUCUCGGCCUACUUUUCUAAUGCUACUUUCUCCCAAACUCCGCUUACUACUCGACUUCUUCCAUAUCAAUAUUACAAAAAAAAAGUAAAUUUCUCCGUUAGAACGUCGAAAGAGAUAUUUGAAUCGACAAUGUUACGCUUUUUAAUUCACAAUAUCAAAUAAAACAUAAAAAUCUCUAAAUUAUAUCAUGUAACGGUAACGGUAAUUCGGUAGGUACUACUUUUAUUCAUUUGUAAUGGUCGUGCACAUUUGAAAUUGACAGGAAAUUGGUCGAGUAUCAAAUAGUGGUCUUAAACCGAUUUAAAGAUAAGGAGGACCCAUGUAAGUCCACCCUAAAUUCAUUUAAUUAUCAAUCAGUCCGAAUUUUUGAGGUUAGUGUUAUUCCCUUUAAAUAAUGAAACAUCGCACAGCAUAGGUUCUUUCGUUCGCUGUUGCUGCAAUGUCCACCAGUGUAAAUUACACCAGUUACACCACCUUUAUUUACCUACUUUACUUUCUCCUUAUACCUUAUACACAUGUCGAGUGUAAUUCAAUCAUGCUAAAUAGCUGGUGGAGAAAAUAUCCACCAGUGGACACCACAUCGCCGACAGGAUUUUACACCGUGCCAAACAAAAGGCAUGGUGUGUGUUGGCGUAGUUCAUUCCUACAUUAGUGGGACGAAAAAAAGAAAAAGAACCUCAUAUUACGCAAAUUUAACGCAUGUGCUGAAACCUUUGUAAGAGAAACAAAACUUUUUAAAGGGAGCACAACAAAUUCAACGUUUUGUAUUGUUCCGUAUCAUUUUGGAGCGUUUAAUUUUUACGCUCCUUUCUGCUGCGAUCGCGAAAUUUGAGCGGGAAAGCUCAUAAAAACAACCAAAAACAACCUAAAACUCCUAAAAUCUAUCGCUAUUUGCGAUUGCUUGAAAAAUAUAUCUUUAACAACCUGGUUGUGCUUUACAUAGUGAUAAAAAUUACAAAAAGAAAUACCUAAAUAUAAAAAUUAUUGUAGAAUGUGAGUCAAAACUGCAAGUGACAAAUAAACAAGUUCACUUUCGAUUGCAAAUGCUACGUUUCAUUAAACUAGAAUUGUCGUUCGACACAAAUUUAAUUUAUUAAAAUUGAACGUAUGGAGUGUACCGGUCAGCAAUCUGAUCCUGCUACCCUAAUCGAAGCAAGAAUUCGAUAGACUCAUUGAACACAGGGGUGCGUUCCGAAAUGUAGUGUAAAUGCGUCCGGACGUUGUCUAAAUUUUAAAAAGUGUUCCUAAAUAUGGAACGUUUUAUCUGGAAAAAUUACCCCAGCCGUUCCUAUUUAAAAGAAAAACGCGUCGGGAUGAAGAAAUUUUACCCACCGUGUUGAGCAGGGCAAUUUUUACUCGACUUGCGCAGAUCAUAACCCUAAUUAACCUAAAAGAACCACCUAGUAUUUAAUUUCCUAUUUUUAGUUUUUGAGUACAAAAUAUUUAAAUAUGAGUAUGAGUAAGAGAAUUAAUUCCAUCAAUUAUCGUCUAGUUGUCGGAAACGAUGGUAAUUUCAUUAUAGAAAAUGAUAAAAUUUUAUGACAGGAUUAAAGGUAAUGAAUUGAAUUUUUACAUAAAAAAAUCUAUGUGGACAUCAAUGAUGUUACCUAUUUACCAAUAUUUGAUAAUUCCUACAAUCUCAGAUAACAGAAAACACAUAAUCUAAAACUUGAUUUGACAAUACUUUGCACAUACUUUGCACUUACCGUUCGUAUUUAUCAGGGAAAAAUAAACUUUUGUCCGGACGUUUGAAAAUUUGACGCUCUCGAUUUCUGAACGCACCACAGCUAUUGACAUUGCAUAGAUUUGACAUUUUUAAUCGACAAAUUUUUAUACAAUCUGACACAUCGGUAACUUUUGUAGUAAGUACUCAAUUUGAAUGUAGGUACGAGUAUUUUAUCAAAAGCAUAAAUUGAAACGUUAUUUAUUCCUUAAUUAUUAACCACAUACCUAAUAAAAACAAUAUCAGUUAAUCAAAAGAAAAAUCUUGUAAAUAACUGUUAUGAAUCUUAAAUAAAUAACAUUCUGAUUUUGAUUAACCUUAAAAGUUUUAAUUACCUUAUUUUAAACAUUUUUUAUUUAUAUCUACGAUAUUUGUUAAAUUUAAUAUGCACAAACAGAAUCCAACUUUCAUUCAAUUAAAUUAAUGUAAACUUUCUUUAAUAAUUAAUUCA
This is a messenger RNA of Psylliodes chrysocephalus, 5462 nucleotides long. Lineage: Eukaryota; Metazoa; Arthropoda; Insecta; Coleoptera; Chrysomelidae. The record is from the annotation of a GenBank genome assembly.